GGCGCGCACGUCCCCCGUACGGUGGCCAGCCCUCUUCCGAGGCGCUCGCCAGCCGCUCUGGGGCAUCGCCGGGACGCUAAUUUUGGCUGAAGAGCCUUUGGAAGAAGCAUUAUGGAAGUCCUCCGUCCACAGCUUAUAAAAAUCGAAGGGCGCAUUUACAGGAAGAACUUUAUACAAGAACAGACGUAUCAGCAUGCAGAUGAAGAUGAAGAUUUCUAUGGAGAGCCCAUGGAAUGUUCAGAAGAGCUCAGUGACUCCUGUGUGGUGGAGCAGACAGAGAAAGGCUUCCAGUGUGCAGUGGCCGUCCCUAGUCCACUGUUCAAAUAUAUAAUUGGGAAAAAAGGUGAGACCAGAAAGAAACUAGAAAUGGAAACUCGAACUUCUAUUAACAUCCCUAAACCUGGAAUGGAAGGAGAAAUUGUAAUCACGGGCCAGCAACGAGGUGGUGUCAUCUCAGCGAAGACUCGAAUUGAUGUCCUUGUGGAGAGUUUCCGAAGAAAACAGCCCUUCACUCACUUCCUUUCUUUCUCCCUCAACCAACCUGAUGUUCAGGAAGGGUUCUUGAAGUUCCAGGAGAAAGUCUUGGAGAAGUGCUCAAUGGAUCGUGGGGUCAGCAGCUGCCUUUUCCAAAAUCCAGCAAAACUUCAUCUAACUAUUGGAACUCUAGUGCUUCUCAGUGAUCAAGAGAUCCAGUGGGCAUGUGAACUACUGCAGCAAUGUAAAGAAGAUUUUAUCAGCAAAAUUACUGGAGGUAAACCCCUGUUAGCAGAGAUGUUGGGGAUAGAGUACAUGAAUGAUGAUCCUAGCAUGAUGGAUGUUCUUUAUGCUAAAGUUCACAUGAAGGAUGGCUCUGACCGGCUGCAGUUGAUAGCUGACCAGCUGGUAGAACGGUUUGUGUUAUCUGGAUUGAUGAUGAAAGAAUGGGACAGAGUGAAACUCCAUGCUACAGUCAUGAACACUCUAUUCAGGAAAGAUCCCACUGCUGAAGACAGGAACAGUGCCCUAGCAGGCAAAUCGGGCCCUCGGGAAAGAGAAUCAUUUGAUGGCCGAAAUAUAUUAAAGCUUUUUGAAAACUUCAGCUUUGGGGAUCUGUGCCUCAAUUCAGUUCACAUCUCUCAAAGAUUCUCCACAGACAGCUCUGGAUACUAUGCUUCCUCCGGGCAAAUUGACUUCUCUUGAGAUCUUCAUUUUACCCAACCCCUUGUAUCUAAUGGAACUGCAGUCAGUGUGGUGGCUUUUAUUCAUUUCUGUGGACAGCAGCAGUGAAAACAUUGAUGAUAUCAGCAGAACUGUGCUAAAGUUCCCUGGGAGAAUGUCAGUGCUAGAACCUGCUCACUUCUUGCUGCAGACCAGCAGAGGGAGAAGUGCUCAUAGCUCUGGCUUUGUCCCAUCCCAAUCUUCCCUUCUUAUGUAGGUGUACUGAUUGUUAAUUUGUUUUUCUCUUUCACCCCUUCCCUCACUCCAAGUUCCUUUCCUUUUUUUUUUCUCAGGGGAACUCAGAAGUUUGGGGGCUAUAUUUGAGGUGAAUGAUGAAGACUUCCUCCAAAGUCUUCCCAUAAUAUCCUUUUUCUCACUCCUUCCUCCUUUUCCCCAAAGUCCAACUACUAAUUUUUUAACAAGGUCUCUUAACAUAUGAGGAAUGCUUCUAGAGUUAUAGAAUAAUGUAACUCUUUAGCUUAUUUGUGAAUAAAGUAAUUUCCAAAACUAAA
Messenger RNA from Vombatus ursinus (common wombat), 1709 nucleotides. RefSeq names its product activating signal cointegrator 1 complex subunit 1 (gene ASCC1). The transcript has 11 exons. NCBI's taxonomy places the organism in Eukaryota, Metazoa, Chordata, Mammalia, Diprotodontia, Vombatidae. The record is from RefSeq and is a predicted model, not a curated record. The coding region runs from base 112 to 1179 and encodes 355 amino acids. Gene Ontology annotation, molecular function: RNA binding. Gene Ontology annotation, biological process: regulation of DNA-templated transcription; DNA alkylation repair. Gene Ontology annotation, cellular component: nucleus.